Sinocyclocheilus grahami is the source of this 3057-nucleotide messenger RNA. RefSeq names its product protein EFR3 homolog B-like. NCBI's taxonomy places the organism in Eukaryota, Metazoa, Chordata, Actinopteri, Cypriniformes, Cyprinidae. Gene Ontology annotation, biological process: protein localization to plasma membrane. The record is from RefSeq and is a predicted model, not a curated record. Bases 94 to 1545 code for a protein of 483 amino acids. The transcript has 16 exons. Gene Ontology annotation, cellular component: plasma membrane.
GAGCAAGCUGAUUACGAGAAUUUUCAGUGAACCGAAAAUUUGACAUAUGGAGCGAAAAGUCUCCCAGAUUUUCCAAGUCCAAGACGACUACUCAUGGAUUGCAGUACACUGUUGGACCAUCAAGUCGGAGGUGGUGUUUGCGGAUGCUGUGGGGCCCUGAGACCCCGUUAUAAGAGGCUGGUGGAUAACAUCUUUCCUGAAGACCCUGAGGACGGUUUGGUGAAAGCUAACAUGGAGAAGCUUACGUUUUAUGCCUUGUCUGCUCCGGAGAAACUAGACCGUAUCGGUGCCUACCUGUCAGAGAGACUAUCCAGAGACGUUGCCCGGCAUAGAUAUGGGUAUGUUUGUAUUGCUAUGGAGGCUUUGGACCAGCUACUGAUGGCCUGUCACUGUCAGACUAUAAACCUUUUUGUGGAGAGUUUCCUUACCAUGGUGCGCAAGCUGCUGGAGGCAGACAAACCCAAUUUACAGAUCCUGGGCACUAACUCGUUUGUGAAGUUUGCGAACAUAGAGGAGGACACACCAUCAUACCAUCGUAGCUACGAUUUCUUUGUCUCACGCUUCAGUGAGAUGUGCCAUUCCAGUUACGAGGAUCCAGAUAUUCGCACAAAGAUUCGUAUGGCAGGGAUCAAGGGUCUUCAGGGGGUGGUGAGGAAAACUGUCAAUGAUGAACUGCAGGCAAAUAUUUGGGACCCUCAACACAUGGACAAAAUCGUGCCAUCUCUCUUGUUCAACCUCCAACAAGAAGAAGGUGUAGAGAGGUCUCCUUCCCCAGAGGCAGAGAAGGAGAGUCCAGUGGAGCUGACAGAGAGAUGCUUUCGAGAGCUGCUAGGACGAGCGGCCUACGGCAACAUCAAGAAUGCUGUGAAACCCGUGCUCAUGCACCUCGAUAACCAUUCACUUUGGGAGAGCAAAACAUUUGCAGUCCGCUGUUUCAAAAUCAUUAUGUACUCCAUUCAGUCCCAACAUUCACAUCUGGUGAUUCAGCAGCUAUUGGGCCACUUGGAUGCCAACAGUAAGAAUUCAUCCCGAGUGCGUGCUGGGAUAGUGGAGGUGAUCUCAGAGGCAGCUGUCAUAGAGGCCAGUGGAUCCAUAGAAAUAUACAACACAGAGAGACUGGCCACUCCAUACAUCCCACAGAUCACAGAUGAAGACCGACUGUCCAAGAGGAAGAGUAUUGGAGACACUGUCUCUCUGCAGUUAGAGAUGGAGUCUAGAAACAGUCCAGAGAAAGAGCAGAGAUCUACUGCAGAGCAGAUAACAUUUGAAACUCUUAAACAAGCCAUUGUAGACAGCGUGAAUGUGGAGGAGCUGGAGAGAGAGCGCAGAAGGCAGGUGGUGGAGAGGUUUCAGACCGCCCCGUUUGAGGAGAUAGCAGCCCACUGUGGGGCCAGGGCUUCCCUGUUGCAGAGUAAACUUAACCAAAUCUUCGAAAUCACAAUCAGGCCUCCACCAAGUCCAUCUGGCUCUGUUGGAAACGGUCAUGGCCGGAGCCGCUCCAUACCAGUCUAUGAAAUGACGUUUCCAGACCUCUGUGUAUACUGAGAGACCCAGGAGCCCUAGUCACCACAUGCAGCUGUUUUCAUCCCACUAUUAUCACUCCUUUUCAAUGGCCAGGUGUAACUCUGUUUCUUCUAAACUGUGUUCUCUAGUGUAAUAUCUGACUUUAGAUAAGGAUUACGGCUGUACUUUAUCCUGAAGUCUAUUUAUGCCAACAAAGACAAACAAACUAAGAGAAUAUACCAUAUGUUGGUUAUAUAUGCACUUAAAAACUUAGUCUAGAUGAAAACAAAAAAAGAAAAUGUAUCGACAAAUGAUCGUAUCUUGUCUGAUAGCAUAGAGAGCAGAAUGAGGUUUUCAUGUUCAGGUUACUGUGUAAGUGUGUACAGUCUGUUGUUCAGAGCAAGUGAUUGGUUUUCUUGUUCAACUAAAGAGUAAAUCUGCCUUAAGUUUUGUAUCUUAAGUUAAGUAAAUGUGUCCAAAAAUGUCCCAGAUGUGUUUCCAAAAACAGUUUUUUUUUGUUUAGUUUUUUUGUGUGUGUGGGUAUGGACAGUUUAAUUAAAUACAAGCUUUGAUUGCAUGUUUAAACCAUCUCUACAUGCUGCAAUAACAGCUGUAUUUAAAGCAAUAAUUAUUGAAAUUAAAAAAUAAAACCUCUUGGGUAGAAGCUGAGGAAACAUACAGUAAAUACUUAGUUUCUAGUUUAACUCAAUGCAGUAUUCCAGUCAGAACUGAUGGCUUAAUGUCGCUGUGUGUAAGAAAGUGAAUGUGUUACAUUCACACAGUAAAGUCAGACCUGUAUCAUUAUUCAUUAUACUAUUAUCGAUGCAGUUUCAUACGUGAAGGGUUUUCAUUUGCGUAGUGUUGGUUUGAUUGCAUAAUUUUAUUUUAUUUUCUGUACCAUGGUGUCAUAAUGUAUAAAGCACAGUACACACAGAAAUCACUUUCAAACCAAGCAGCUUUCUGCGAAUUUGCAUGGCCAACUUGAACCCAUUGCGAAAUCUGCUUGAGAAAAUCUUUUGCCCUGGCAUGAAAUUCCAGAUUGUGUGUAUUCCUAUUGGUAUUUUGCUAUAUUCACUUUCAAACCAAGCAGCUUUCUGUUGGUCAACGCAUGCCAUCUCACGGGAAAUUCUCAAUAACAUGGAUUCCUGUUGAGAUAAUGGCAUUUUGCGUGCAAAUGUGAUCACACCUUUUCAGACACUACUUUUAGGGUCUAAAGGGAUCGAUUAUCUACCUUUUUUGCCAUAAUUUUUGUUUCAUUUGUCACUUGUACAGUAACAUGUCCUUUAUUUUACUUGCAUUUGUAAAUAAUUUCAAGUUUUCAUCAAGAUUUUGUUAUGCUGGGUUUAAAUGCAGCACUUUAAAGCUCACUGUGUAAAUGUGGUUUAUGCUGAAAAACUUCAUGUUGUGUUAAUUUCAUCUUGAUGUGUUCAUGUCUAAAAUGUGAUGGUGUGUUAUAUCUGUUGUCAUGUCAUAUUGUUCCAGUUCCACAUAAAAACAUGUUUACUUUUCUGUCAUAAAAGCCCAUGGUCUUUCUUUUUGUUGUUUGUUUUUUAG